AUGACCACCUACUUCACUGUCUCAGACGCAAAGCUGGUCGAGGCCAGCGGGGAGGACUUCAAGACCAUAGUAAAAAGCGGCACCCUCACCAUAACAGGCCCCUCGCCGGCGAUCACGGUUGACGGCAACCCCAUACCGCUCCAGAAGUCAUCACGGGAGCCCUUCAAGCGUGUCGGCCGGGAUUUCAAGUUUGCCACGCAGGAUGUGAUGUCAUUCUACUACGUGUCCCUCCCCGCGGGUCUUGACGAUUCUGUGUGUGACAGGUUUGAGGAGCUGCUCACGCUGUCAGAGGAGGGCCGCCCCCUCACGCUGCCCGGGCCGGCGGAGAGGGCCGCCGUCGCCGCCAAGGCCGCGAGCGCCGCGGUGGCUUCAAAGGCGUCAGAGGUCGCCGCAGCGGUGGAGGCGAAAGCGGACGACGCCUCGGCGGGUGUGCACUCCGCGCUCGGCGCCAAAGCGGGCGGGGCUGCGGGUCUUUUUGGUGCUCUGAGGGGGCUGGGCCAGAAGGCGGCGGAGGACACUCUGGCGGUGGCAAACGCAACAAAGGCCAGGGCGCAGCGCGACAUCGCCGCACUCCAGGAGAGCAGGGCCAAGAGGCACGCCGGCCGGCAGGGCGCGUGA
Molecule: messenger RNA, 618 nt
Organism: Monoraphidium neglectum
Lineage: Eukaryota; Viridiplantae; Chlorophyta; Chlorophyceae; Sphaeropleales; Selenastraceae
Exons: 7
Coding region: 1-618 (205 amino acids)
Source: RefSeq, a predicted model, not a curated record